GCUCCCCCAUGUGACCCCUCCCUCUCGCCCCAUGUGACCCGCCCUGAAUGCCACUGCCCUCACACCUCAUCACCACGCUCCCCUCCCCCCACUUGAUCUCUCCCUCCGUGAUCCCGACCUCCCUCACCUCCUUCCUCCCUCGCUCUCCUCCACCUUGCUCUUGCUUGCAUCCAGCCACAUUCUCCAUUCUCCCCAGAUCACAGCUCAACGCAGCCAUGAUCCGGCGCGGCAUGCCGCCGCCGCUCGCGCUCCUGCUCCUGCUCGCGCUGCUCGGCGCGUUCGCCGCGGCGCAGCAGGAGGGCAACGUGCCGGAGCAGUACGCGGCGUCGCUGGCCACCCGCUUCGACGCGCCGGCGGGCUGGCCGUUCCCGAACCCGCGCCUGCGGGCGGCCUACGCGGCGCUGCAGGCCUGGAAGCAGACGGCCAUCUUCUCCGACCCGGCCAACUUCACCGCCAACUGGCAGGGCCCCGACGUCUGCCGCUACAACGGCGUCUACUGCGCGCCCGCCCCCUCCGCCGCCUACCACGGCGCACCACUCACCGUCGCCGGGAUCGACCUCAACCACGCCGACAUCGCCGGCUACAUCCCCGCCUCCCUCCCGCUGGGGCUCCCGGACCUGGCGCUGCUGCACCUCAACUCCAACCGCUUCUGCGGCGUCGUGCCCGACACCUUCCGCCGCUUGCGCCUGCUCCACGAGCUCGACCUCAGCAACAACCGCUUCGUCGGCGCCUUCCCGGAGGUGGUGCUCGCGCUGCCGUCCCUCAGGUACCUCGACCUCCGCUUCAAUGACUUCGAGGGCUCCAUCCCGCCGGCGCUCUUCGACCGCCCGCUCGACGCCAUCUUCCUCAACUCCAACCGCCUGCGCAACCCCAUCCCCGCCAACCUCGGCAACUCGCCGGCCUCCGUCGUCGUGCUCGCGCACAAUCGGCUCGGCGGGUGCAUCCCGCCCUCCAUCGGCAGGAUGGCGGACACGCUCAACGAGAUCGUGCUCAUCGACGACAUGCUCACCGGCUGCGUCCCGCCGCAGGUGGGGCUGCUGAAGAAGGUGACGGUGUUUGAUGUCAGCGGCAACCGGCUCCAGGGGGCCCUCCCCGCGGCCGUCGGCGGGAUGGCGGCCGUCGAGGAGCUCGACGUCGCCGGGAACCUCUUCGAGGGCGCCGUGCCGGCCGCCGUCUGCGGCCUCGCCGGGCUCAAGAACUUCACCUACACCGACAACUUCAUCACCUCGCGCCCCGGCUGCGCGCAGGCCACCGCCGACGGCGCGUGGAACUGCAUCCCCGGCGCGCCCGCGCAGCGGCCGGCGGCGCAGUGCGCCGCCGCGGCCUCCCACCCGUUCGACUGCAGCAAGGCGCAAUGCCAGUUCCCGGCGUACACUCCUGCCACUCCCACCACGCCCGGUGGUGGCAAGCCUUCCAGCCCGUCCUACCCGUCGCCGCCGUCAAGCACGACCACUCCGUCGUCCCACUCGCCUCCCAAGGGCUCCGGCACGCCGGCAUACCCCUCGCCGCAUCAGGGAUCCACCACCCCGUCCUACCCGUCGCCACCGUCGAGCUCCAGCACCCCGUCAUACCACUCGCCACCCCAGGGAUCCACCACGCCAUCGCCACCAGGCUCGACCACGCCGUCGUACCCGACGCCGCCGUCCAGCUCCAGCACCCCGUCGUACCCGACGCCGCCGUCCAGCUCCAGCACCCCGUCGUACCACUCGCCGCCCCAGGGAUCCACCACGCCAUCGCCACCCGGCUCGACCACGCCGUCGUACCCGACGCCUCCGUCGAGCUCCAGCACCCCGUCGUACCACUCGCCGCCCCAGGGAUCCACCACCCCAUCACCACCGCAGGGCUCAACCACUCCAUCGUACCCGACGCCGCCGUCCAGCUCCAGCACCCCGUCAUCCCACUUGCCGCCGCAGAGCACGCCGGGGACCCCGUCGUACCCGUCUCCUUCGUCAGGCACCCCGAUGCCAGUAGGAGGCCACGCGCCGCCUCCCCCAACCUCGGCCGACAAGCCAGACGGGCGGUACGCGCCGCCUCCGGGCUCGUACGGCCCCACGACGCCCUCCGGCUCGACGCCACCAUCCUCCGGCAGCCACCAGACGCCGUCGCCGCCCACGGAGUACCCCGGCUACGCGCUGCCUCCCCACUCGCCGGGGACACCAGCCACCACCACGCCUCCAUCAGAGACGCACCCAGGCACCCCGUCCUCGCCGUCGUCGGGAGCAACAACGCCGUCCACGCCCGAGCACUGCGCGCCGCCGUCCCAGGGCGGCAGCACCGGGCACCCGACGCCGGCCGGCGCGAACCUGCCGUUCCCGCCGGUGUACGGCGUGGCAUACGGGUCGCCGCCGCCGCCAAUGAAGCCGUACAACUAAUUCCUCCCGAUCCACCGCCGGAGCCGCCGCCAACAGCCGAUCGCCGCCAGUAUAAUACCUCACCUCGCGCUCGCUCCGCCAUCACCCGUAGUAUUUUUUUCCACCUUGGAUUUCUUUUUCAUCUCUUCUUCUUCCUUCUUCUGAAUUUGUUGCGAGUAUUCGAUCCACGAUCUACAGAGAGAGAGAUUGGAUGGAGUUAAAAGAGGCCCUCCUAUGUAUUCUUUCUGCCCGGAUUUAUUAAAUUAAUUUGGAUGUGUAAUCUUCGAGCCUGCAAUAACAGAAUGAGUGGCACCUUCAUCUACUGCAGUAAAACAUCUCGAUCUGAUA
This is a messenger RNA of Triticum urartu, 2699 nucleotides long. RefSeq lists its product as uncharacterized. Gene Ontology annotation, molecular function: protein binding. The record is from RefSeq and is a predicted model, not a curated record. Lineage: Eukaryota; Viridiplantae; Streptophyta; Magnoliopsida; Poales; Poaceae.